Messenger RNA from Melanotaenia boesemani (Boeseman's rainbowfish), 4994 nucleotides. RefSeq names its product PAS domain containing serine/threonine kinase (gene pask). The record is from RefSeq and is a predicted model, not a curated record. NCBI's taxonomy places the organism in Eukaryota, Metazoa, Chordata, Actinopteri, Atheriniformes, Melanotaeniidae. The coding region runs from base 463 to 4215 and encodes 1250 amino acids. Gene Ontology annotation, biological process: intracellular signal transduction; protein phosphorylation; negative regulation of glycogen biosynthetic process. Gene Ontology annotation, molecular function: ATP binding; protein serine/threonine kinase activity. Gene Ontology annotation, cellular component: nucleus; cytosol; cytoplasm. The transcript is spliced from 21 exons.
GUUCAUGAGCGUAAAAACUGAUUGGUUUAUAGGAAUCUUCACCAAACGUCUGCACGGCUGGCGCUUGAAGCCCGCGGUUUACGAAAAAUACUGCAGGAUAAAAAAAAACACUAUUUAUAAUGAUGAUAAAGUUUCCAAAGACUAAUUUGUUUCGAUUGUGAGGAUGCGUUAAUGUCAAGGUAACGUAGUUAGCAUAAAGCUAUUGCAGCUGAAGUGAGUGAUCCUUAAUAUUUUAGUACCUUACGGAACGCAACAGGGUUUGUAAUAGCAUUAGCAAUAAAGUUAGCAUGUUGUAAGCUAGUCAGACAAUGCAGAGGAUGUAGCGUCACCUUGUUACCUUGUCAACUACCGUCAACUGAAACUGCCCGGCCUGUCUUUCUAUUAUCUGUUCUAUCGAUUGGAAAAUAAGGACUGCCAGUGGCGUGAGCUCCGCAAAGCUUUAGUGCCAGGUGAUAGAACGCAAUGUCGCUAUCGACUGAGGCUCGAAAUGUGGCAAACCAAGGCUUCAGAGACAAAGGACAGACUAUUUGUGUUAUGCCCGACCUCUCCUCUGAUCUCCUGAAAGAUGACGUUGACUUGAAUAAAUCCUACCCUUGCACCCAGAGACCAACGUACAAGUGCCUGCCACCUCGUCAGUAUCAUGGUUUCUUUACGGGCUUGGAUGUUUGCAUCUCCCAUGCAGCUCGAAACUAUCAACUUUCUCACUUAAUACCUGGCUCCCAAGUUUCUGAAGACUCCCUGCCACACCCAUCAACCCAGUCAGAAACAGAGGAGAGUCUUUUCAGGCUCCUCAUCUCUGGAGAAUUUGGUGUGUCAGGAUAUCCAUCUGCCCUUAGCCCAAACAAAGUCAUUCUUACUGUCUCCCAUAAAACCAGAGAGAUUUUGUCAGCGAAUGAGCAGGCAAGCAAACUAUUUGAGUGCUCCACUAAGGAACUGAUUGGAAAGAAGCUGUCUUCUAUCUUAAAGAAAACUAGUCAGGUCCUUGAACAGGCACUGGAAGAAGACUUUCUAGUUGAAGAUGGAACUGUUGUCGCUGUGUGUGGAAAAGUGGUGGAUGCUGUGACAUUAUCUGGAGAGAUUCCAGUAUCUGUGUGUACCCACAGACAGUCACAAAAUGAAGACCUUUGGCUUGUUGUGAUUGAAAGUGUGGAGAGGGUAUCAGCUUUUUUGUCCUUUUCACAAGAUGGAAGUAUACUAACCUGUGACCCGGGAUUUGCCCAUCUCCAUGGAUACCACCACCCUGAGGAUUUAAAAGGAGUGUCUAUUAAGGAGCUAAUCCCCUCCUUACAAAUCCCCCUCUACAGUCAUGCAGUGCCCAAAAUGCUGAGGGUUCAGAGCGUGUGUGGGAAAAGCAAAGGGGGUGCAACAGUCCCACUCUGUGUGAAACUUCAGGGUGCAGCACUAUGUGGAAAACCCCAACACCACCACAAUAACUACGGUGACACCACAGGAGAUAGUCUUGAACUUUCUAAUAAAGAGCAUGAGCAGCCAAAACCUUCUGUAAUGUUGCCUUUCAGCAAGACAGAAGUUUCACGUCCUGAUCACUCUGAGCAACCUCAAUUAUCAGAAAUCAAACUGGAUAGCAUCAUUGUCUCCCCCAGCCCAUCUCUAGAAUACUUCGGAACAGUCUGGGUUUUUGCUCCUAUGAGCAGCCUUCUCCUCCUUCAUCCUGAUGGUUCAAUAUUCAGCAUUCACAACCAUCUGACCCUCAGUCUGUUUGGCUACACCAAGGACGAGCUGUUGGGAAAGAGUGUCACUUUCCUGAUGCCUGCUUUCUAUGACUGGAUGUCUGCCUCGGACCGAAAGGCCAGCCCCCUCCCGGAUUCUCAUGUACAAGCUGUUAGUAGUCCAGUCUCAUCUAAAAUAUCAGAGAAAUCUGACCCUUCCUCUUUGCUGGCUGGAGACAUGGCUAUGGUCCAACAGGCUGUCCUGAGAAGGACCUCCGCAGGAAGAGGCAGGAUCUUCACUGGAACAAGCACCAGGCUGGAUAAACAGGGGAGUGCUCUGUCUACCCUCUCUCCUCCCACAGUCACCUCAACACGUGUGGUUAUGGCCAAUGAUACUAUAGAGCUGAUGGAGGAAGCAGCCCAGUUAGCCCCCUGCAGUAGCCAGCUGGACAGCACAGAUACUACCCAGGCACUCCUCAAGACAUUUGCCUGGGUGGAUCCUCUAGAUGAAGACGCUUGUUUGGUUCCCAUUGAAUCGUCACUCCAUAACAAAAAAGAGCAUCUGAGCGACGGGGUUCAGAAAAAUAACGCACCUGCAGUCAACAUAAUUCCUGAUACUCCUGCUCAGAAUGGACAUGCUGGUGUCACAGGGGAUGACAUCUGUCCUGAUGGAGACAAAGACCAUCACUCGUGUGCCUUUGUCCUCCAAAACUCAAGUUUUGAAGUUAUCUCAGUGGAGAGCAGGUCUUCCUCUGGCUUCUGUGAGAGGUUUGCUGGCCAUGGUGGUCGUGAUCCUGCCAAAGCAGAGAACUCUCCUUCACACAUAGUGGACUCACCCAGCGACUUCCUGGACAUCGAUAGCAAUGGAGAUCUAGUUACUCGGGCCUUAGCUGACCUAGACCUGAGUGGUAGUAUGGAGCUGCUCAGCAUCAGGGUGCUCAACGAUGAGAACCAACACUCCAUGUUAUCUUGCGAUACAGCUGAGCUCCUGCGAACUCAUUCACCAUGUGUGCUGGGGUCAGACCAGGAAGCAGAGUCUGCUGAAACUGCAUACACUGCUGUGGAGACCGGGAACGACUCGUCUGAAGAGCCAGAAAAGAGCCACCAUGAGCAAGAUCAGUGGGCAGCUCUCUCUGCAAUUCAUAAGGAAAAGAGCCAAGAGUGCUGCAACCAAAUCAAUGCUGGGGUUCAAUCACUGGCAGACAUGCCAGCCACAUCAACACCUAAGAAACAGAAGAUGAGUGGACACAUCCUGUCCUCACACACUCCAUUGAUACUGGAGGGACGAUUUGAAGGAAUCGGAUACCACAGAGACGGCACAAGAGUAGAUGUGCAGUGUGAUGUCUGCAGGACUAAACUCCCUGAUGGAAGCUUCAUGUUCUGCGUGUGGAUGAGUAGGCCUGGCCAGCAGGGGACAUUGUUGCAAACAGAUCAGUCAUUAAAUAACCAGUCAGGAGUCAGUCUAGGGGAGAGAAUUGGUGAGGCCAGCCAAGGAGAAGCAUUGCGCUCCACUGUUGAUCUUGAUCAAUCUCGAGCCUGCGACGGGCAGUUCAGAGAAGAGUACCAGCCACUCAAAGCUGUGGGUAAAGGAGCUUUUGGUUUUGUCUGGAAGGCAAUAAGACGCUGUGAUGGGCGAGAAGUAAUUGUGAAGUUCAUUAGCAAAACCAGGAUAGCGAGAGAAUGCUGGGUAGAUGAUCCCAUGUUGGGAAGAGUGAGCCAGGAGAUUGCUAUAUUGACACGUCUGCAACACCACAACAUUGUCAAGGUGGUGGAGGUGUUUGAGAAUGGAAGUUUUUUCCAGAUGGUGAUGGAAAAACAUGGAGAUGGCCUAGAUCUUUUUGAAUUCAUAGACAUGCAGCCACGGCUGGAUGAACCUCUGGCCAGUUACAUCUUUAGGCAGCUUGUGGCAGCUGUAUUUUACCUGAGGACCAAGAACAUCAUUCACAGGGACAUAAAAGAUGAGAACAUCAUAAUCGACAAGUGUUUUCAUAUUCGACUGAUUGAUUUUGGUUCGGCUGUGAUAUUGGCUCCCGGGAAGCUGUUUUACAAUUUCUUUGGCACGCUGGAGUACUGCUCCCCAGAGGUGCUUCAGGGAAAUCCCUAUGAGGGUCCAGAGCUGGAGAUGUGGUCUUUGGGAGUUCUGCUCUACACACUGCUGUUCAGUGAGAAUCCCUUUUGUGAUGUGGGUGAGAUCCUGGACGCCAAACUAAAGCCCCCAUUCUCCUUGUCUCCAGAGCUGCAUGCUAUGUUGUGUGGGCUGCUUCACCCUGAACCCAAGAGACGGAUGACUUUAGAUCAGCUGCUCUUGCAGUCCUGGAUCAGCCAGCCCAUUUCUCUUGUAGAUUACAGCUGGGCUGAGGUGUUCCCUGCUACAGAGAGCUUAUGCUUGCCACAGCAUCAGGAACCAAGUCCAGUGGCAUACAUAAGACCAGGCUUGUUCCCUGAUGAUGGAGAUGAGACUCUACCUGAAGAGGAUGAAGAUGAGGAGGAGAGGAUGUCAAUGUUGGCCCUGGAAACUGAGCUUCAGAAGUACCUUUGUGAAGAUUAGAGACUGAAUUUGUACUGAGUUUAAAAGAAGCCUAACUAUUCGACCAGCAGUUCCAAUGACUGCUCUUCAGCUUUCUAAUGGCAAAUAUUUGCAAACUAAUGAAAGGGCAGCUUUUUUUGUCAGAACAAUGGAAAUCUGGUGCCUAGACAAAGUCACUUAGAGACAAAGUGACAGUCUGCCUCCUGACAGAUUUCUAAGCAGUGUAAUGUCUAAAAGACUUUAUUUUUUCAGAUUUUAUUUUUCGUUUAAUGCUUUUUAUUUAUUCCUUGCAAACCUAAUUGACCAAAGUUUGAAGUUAAAGGGCCUCUUAAUCCAACUUUUUUUGUUCUUAAUUUUAAUCUAGACAUUUUAUUCAACUUAGUGUAAGUAUAUUUACAAUAUUUUAUAUAUAUUUAUUUUUAAACAUUAAUAAAUAUCCUAUCGAUACAUGUCCCCCUUUAGGUUGAUUAUAGAGAUGAUUUUGAGUAAGACUAUACAAUGCUUUUGUUUCUUAUGAAAACAUUGUAAGUGGAAUUAUACUUGUAUAUCUUGCCAGAAAACACAACUGAUUUCAGUGUGUUUACUGGUUCCCAACAAAAUGUUAUUUGCUUACCAAGUUAGUAAAUAUAACAGCUGCUUUGUCUCUUUGACAACUGCAGAUAUUCAAAAUUAUCCUGAUGCAAAUUUCCCUAAAUAUGUGCAAAAAGUUAAUAACUGGAAAAGAGUUGUCAACAACUACAAAUUCUUCCAGUGUGACUAAAAACAUGUUUUAAUUACUGUGAAUAAACAAUGGGAAUGUU